CCACAGGUUCAAGGAGGGUAGCUCAUAAAUAGAAGGGUAAUGGAUGUGGGUGGAACAGAGUGGACAUUUGGCUACUACGUCCAGGCAAACCACAACCCUCGGCCCAUUCUGAGAUUAGGAUGGCACCUCUAUGUUCGUGAAAAAGGACUGAAAGUUGGAGACAGAAUCAAGUUUCAGCGUGUGGAAGGCUUCCCGGUGCGUUACAGGAUUGCAGCAAGAAGAAGAAUUAUUCUGCUUGGUUAUGAGAUAUGGACAAACGUACGCUAAGCACUACUAUGUUAUAUGAAUGAUGUUUUGAGGCAAAACUCUGUAUUUGCUUUCUACUUUUAUGUAUGUAUUCUUGGGUGUUUCCUUUUCUUUGGAUUGUUGGCGUUUGUUGUUAUUCUGAGCUUAAUUUUAACUUAGAAUACUUUUUUUCAUUCCCUCAGGAACAGUUAUAAUUGUACAUGGAAGAGAGGAGAGAGAAUGGAUCUGUUUUCUUCCUCCUCUUCUCAAAAAACUCGAAAACUUGGU
Molecule: messenger RNA, 513 nt
Organism: Rubroshorea leprosula
Lineage: Eukaryota; Viridiplantae; Streptophyta; Magnoliopsida; Malvales; Dipterocarpaceae
Source: the annotation of a GenBank genome assembly